This is a messenger RNA of Pelobates cultripes (western spadefoot toad), 18900 nucleotides long. NCBI's taxonomy places the organism in Eukaryota, Metazoa, Chordata, Amphibia, Anura, Pelobatidae. The record is from the annotation of a GenBank genome assembly.
CUUGGCCUUCCUCAGGUCUCUGACUGUGAAAGGGUGUAGGCCAAUGAUUCUGCUAUUAACAUUUAGCAUUUUCUAAAAUGACGCACAGUUCUUUCCCUGGUCCAGCUCUCAUUGGUCUGCUCCCACCCUUUCUGUCUUCUCCAAAUCCUUCCCCUCUCCCCCCAUCCGUCCUGCGUAUAAAAUGCCACACCCUGAGGAUGUGAUGAUCAGGACCAUACUUCCAGCACCCACAUCUCUUUGAACGCUGCACCAUGGGCUCUUCGGUAGCUGUGCUGUGGCUGCUGGCUGCCGUAAUGGGGGAAGGUGAGGAAGCAUAAAUGUGUCUAGAAUUCCAAUCAGCCAAGUAGUGAACAAGCCAGCCUGAAUGCUCGUACUGUCUGCUGUGUAUUCCUCUUUAGAGCAGACUCUUUGUGUGCAUCUAGCCCGCGUCUUAUUUAAUUACCUUCAAUUUGCAUGCCUAUUUCUUUUUACAGGUUCAUUGGCUUUGUUUCUCCUAGAAUGUUUUAUUCUGCUUUGUGGGUUUCUGUGUGUUUGUGUAGGUCGAUAACUUGAUGCAGCUAGUAUUCAGGAAUAAAUAUUUAUAGGAAUAUCUGCAUAUUAUGUUUGUGUUUGCAAGUUUCGGGUGUGCACUUCUGAGUGUGUGUGAAUGAACAGGUUUUGUAUGUGAGAGAGAGAAUGAGCAGGUAUUGUGUGUGUCUGGAAAAUGUCUGGCUGUGACGCACAUCGAAGAGCCCUUAGUAUCUCCAUUCUGACAGUAAGGAGGCUAACACACCAAAGCAAUAGGGUGUACGUUACACAUCUGAUUGGGAAAUAUGGAACAAGUGACAUUGCAUGGUGACGGACUGUGAAAAUACUGAGCACAGCAACUUAAGACAUUAAACUAGUAAUUGCACCAAAAUUUUGAGGAAAAUAGCAUUCAACCGUAACCCCCUCUCCACCUAAUCUCUAGGUUUCUAUUAAAGCACCGGUUUUAAGUCCGUGCUCCGAUUUCCUGAACAACGAAGGAUUUUUUUAUCUUUUUAACAUGUCCGUAGUUGGAUCAAUCUAUUCAUUAGUUUAAAAAAAAAUCACUAAUGACUUCUAUUCUUGAGAACAUACAAAUUAUAUGUUUUUGGAACAUCUUAAGAAGGAAUAAGCAUAGAAGUUAUCUAGACCUGGGUUGCACAAACCUGGACCCCCUGAUUUCUAGACUACACUGCAUAUAUUUCUCCUGCAAAAGGUUUAUAGUAAAAGUGGUCAAAAUGUUGGACAUCAUGGGUGUCCGAAGUAUUCCAGAUGUAGAUUGUAAAAGAGGACACGUCUUACAGACUGCAAGUCAGACAAAAAACCCGUCCCUGAAGAUUGCAGGUAAGACACAGCAUCUAAUGCAGUUCGUGUCCAAAAAAGAAAAUUGGAUGACAUCAUACCCAUUAGUAAAAUAUCCGUUGGCAAAAUGAGACCCACACUUUGCAGCAGAUAGGAAAACAGCCUCUUGUGAAUCAUGUCGGCUAAUUGACUUCCUGAACCAAAUCCAAUUAUCAACAGUUAAUCUAGAGUUUUCAGAUUGUGAUUUAUUUUUUAUUAUUUCUUCAAUAACCAUAUUUUUCUGUGGUCUCAUUGAACUCACAGUCAACCGAGGUAGACGCAAACCCCACACAAAGUUCAAUAAAAAUGUAAAUGUGCAUUUAGCAAGAUGUAAGAUAAAGACAGAUUCUCAGUACAGGCCACCUCUACAUGUGUAGCUUGCACAGACUAAUUCUCAUGAUUUUUCACCAGCCAAAAGUCUUGGCCAACCUCCAAGAGGCCUGUUGUGCUCCAUGAUUACACUGAGGAGUUGGCUGAAGUCAUGAGAGUGGCAAUCCACAGCAGGUCUGUCACAGUUUCAUGGUUAGCUAUGAAAUAAAUAUCAAGGAAUCCAUGUUUAAAAUGGAAUAAGGAGGACAAAAAAUGUGAUUCUUUGCUGAACUAAUUUGCAUAUGCCCACCCAGAAUCCUUUGCACAGUAGUAACAUCACUGCAAAUCUGAGAUUUCUGUGGGAAAAGCAAGUAUUAUGGCUUGACUGGUGUGCACAUCUGUGUUUAACAAUGUAUUGAUUACUCACUGACUUCAGGUGGAAGAGGUUUUCAAUCCCAUUUUUUCCCCACCAUAACUUUCUUGGGUUUUGUUUCGCAAAAUAAUACCAAAGUAUUCUUAAGGUUGCAAAUGUGCCUUUUUUUUUUUUUUUUUCUUACAACUACCAACAGCUAACCUGGACUCACUUUGGUGGCUGUAACAAACACACAUUUGCAACUUACAGACGACCUCAAUAAUAAUUUUAAAGCUCUCUGAGAGUGAUUGGGGUGGUGAUACCUGUUGUCUCUGCACAUCUUUUGAAAUAAUUUUGCAGGAUAGUGAUAGAUCAAUAUGAUUCAAAAGGAACGCCUAUAGCAUGCACACCACGCACCAUAACCACUACAGUGCGCUUCCAGGGUGAGUAUUAUUUGAAAAUGGUUUGGUUUGACAACUGACCUUGGGUUCGCUGGACGGUGCCUCGGUGCCAGUAACUCCUGCCAAAAUCUUCCAUUAAUUCCAUUAAGCUAAGCCUUGCUGUGUAGGGCUAGAUUUUUGGCUGAGUAUCAGCCAAUGAGCACCUCCCUGUACUGCGGGGCUUAGCUCAGAAGAGGAGCUUCCAGGUAGAGAGAAGGCAUUGGCGGGUACCCACAGGAAAGUUGUCAAACUGUUCUUAAAAAGUAUGACUACAUACCCUAGGAAGGCACAAAGGCUCUUCUGGUUCCAUAACCACUACAUCGGGAUCAAGAGACUAUGGUGCUUGUUCAUUUAAUAUACAUCGUAGGACAUGCUAAUGAUGUUUCCUUUUUAAUCACAUUGAUCUAUGACUAUCUAGUGAACAAUUUUCAAAAGAUGUGCAGAGAAGUAACGAUUACCAACUUUGAGGGAUCACCACUCCAAUCACUCUCACACAACUGCAGUGGUUAUGGUGCUUGGAGUUUUCCUUUUAUUCAGCGGUUUAUUCUCUAAUAUGAGAAUAUGCUGUACUGACACUGGCCUGCAAAGUGUGGGCCAGAUUAGUUGAAAUAGAAAUAAAAUAUGUCCCACUGUGCAAUUCUCCGACCCACAGGACACAAUUCCUUUGUCAAUUCUCUACAAAUAUUGGUUUAGAAGUGAAUGAACGCCUUACUGAAGCAAAUGUAAUUAUUUAUUUUAGUUUUUUUAUUAAAUCUGUUUUAGACAGGGCAGAUACCUGGAAAUAAAACAGAUGGGUUUUUAUUUGCAAAAAAAGUCAGUUGUGAGGAAUUGAACACCAUUUUCGCAAAAUUUAGAUUAAAGGACCACUCUAGGCACCCAGACCACUUCAGCUUAAUGAAGUGGUCUGGGUGCCAGGUCCAACUAGGGUUAACCCAUUUUUUCAUAAACAUAGCAGUUUCAGAGAAACUGCUAUGUUUAUGAAUGGGUUAAGCCUUCCCCCAAUUCCUCUAGUGGCUGUCUCAUGGAGAGCCGCUAGAGGCGCUUGCGUGCUUCUCACUUCGAUUUUCACACUGAGAGCACGGAAGCGUCCAUAUGAAAGCAUUGAUAAUGCUUUCCUAUGCAACCGGCCGAAUGCGCGCGCAGCUCUUGUCGCGCGUGCACAUUCAGCCGACGGGGAGGAGAGAAGGAGGAUCGGAGGAGGAGAGCUCCCCGCCCAGCGCUGGUAAAAGGUAAGUUUUAACCCCAUUCCCCCUUCCAGAGCCGGGCGGGAGGGGGUCCCUGAGGGUGGGGGCACCCUCAGGGCACUAUAGUGCCAUGAAAACGAGUAUGUUUUCCUAGCACUAUAGUGGUCCUUUAAAAAAAAAAAGAAUCUGCUAGAUUUCAGAGCCGGGUAUUAUUGCCUCCCUUUAUAAAUUCAGUUUUCAGUUCACCACAGCUCCUUGUUUUGUGUACAGAGUGCUUAGGGGUUUAUUCACUAAACAAAGAGUUAGAAAAAUGUAGGUAGUACCAGUUAAUUUGGAAAAACGAUUUAUUUCUGCUAUAGACUGAGCCUGACUAUUUUUACAGUUUGAAUUACAAUUUACCACAUUUCUGUCUUGGCAAAUAAACACAAAAUAGUUAUUUACAAUAAAUUCCUUGCACAGACACGUAUACAAUAUUUAUAUAUUGGCUCUAACAUAAGUUAUUAUUUAUUUAUAAAACGACAUCGCAUUGCGUAGCGCUGUCCAUGGUUACAAUUGGUACAUGUAAAAAGACACAGUACAGUAUAACUAAUAGACAAUACAACAUUGACAAAUAAAUACAUGUCAAUGUGACUGCAUCCGGUGUCCGACACCGGGGCCUCCAUAGUGUGCGUACCCAGGAUGCACCAGGGGGCCCAUAAGUGGAGGCGGGGGGAAUUUUGUUGAGGACAGCAGCAAGUUACCAGAACAACUACAGCUUAAUUAAGUUGUUUUGGUGUCUAUGGCCUGUUCCUGCAGGCAUUCUAAUGUUUUAGUGUUUACAUUUCAGCCUAGGGACACCUCCAGGGGCAGUCACUCAGACGGACCGUUCAGCUUCUCAACGCUCUGCAUGGAGACACUGAACAUUCCCCAUAGAGAUGUAUUGAUUCAAUGUAUCUUAAUGAGGAGAUGCUGGUCCUAUAUCCUUAACACUAUAGGGUCAGGGAUACACGUUUGUGUUCCUGACUCUAUAGUGUUCCUUUAAAUUUUCUAAUACUUUUAUAUUUUUGUUAUAUUGAUUGUUUUUUCUAUGUGAUUAUUUUUCUGAUGUUUUAACAUUUUGAAAAAUAAAUCAUUUAAAAUGCUUAUCCAACAGUAUUAAAUUGAGACCUUUUGAGACUGUUUUUUUUCGUUUUCUUUUUUUUCUAUUUUGUUAAAAUUAAUUGAAACAUGAUGUACAUGUCUUUAGAUAUCUCCUCCACACCCACUCCCUGCUCAGAUUUAGCACUCUGUGACCAACGCGCCUCAUGAACCUAAAUCCACACAGGCUUCACAUCUUCGCAGGCCCAAUCUGUGGUCUCUGGAUUUAAAAAAAUGAUUCUAAAUAGAUAUUAACACAUUUUGGUUAUAACCAGAUUCAUACGAAGGAGCCUGGGCUGUGCUUUGCUCAUAAAGUAAACAUGAAUUAGGCUAUAAGUAGACAAUAGAAGCAGUUCAUUAUCAUACUUUAUUAGGCAGGGGUUUUGCCCCUAAGUGAAGAAGAUGGGCGUGGUUCUAUUUUCUGACAAAACUUCACUGCAGAAGCUGCAAGACCUAGGGAUUUCCUGCAAACGAGAUCUUGAAUGACGAGUAACAUUUUUAUUUAUUUAUUAUUUUUAUUUGACACAUUUCACAGUUUUGAUGCAUUAAAUAAGUGAGGUUAGAUCCAGAAUCGACCAACAAAUUAUUAUUAUUUUAUUUAUUUUUUUCGGACUAAUCGAUUCGACCGAACAAAACCAUUUCAAUCACAGUGCAAUAUAUUAAGUUUCAUUCUUGUUAUUACUUGAAUGAAGUGUCUUCCAGUUUUAAAUUACAUAUCUGUUAAAUCUGCGCUUGCCAGAGGGUUAUGGGAUACGAUUAGCUCUCUCACUGAAGACAGUGAUAACCUAAAACCUAUAAAAUCAUCGCAAUCUGGUUUCAUAUCCAACUUACUAACCCUAAACAGCUCUAGAGACUUGUGGCCAUGCUAACUCGACUGGAUAUUUACGUCAUGUUGACUAUCAUUGGUCUUUUAUGUUCUAAUGCACAAAAUGAGGAAGCCAUUAAUCAAUCAAUAAUUAUCAUUUAUUUACAAAAUACAUUAAAUUGGCUAAAGUAUAAUUAAAUAUAAUUUUACCAUCACAUCUUAAUGCAGCAGAGGUUUGAGUUAUUUAUAAAUAAAAGCAAAAUGAGAAUUUCUAAUUUUAACCCCUUGCUGUCUGUGGAAAUGUAUUCCUAGCAGAGUAUGAUGUGAAGGCCACCUGUUUUCUGAGGUGUUACCAAAAUGGUUAAAGCAGAGAAAAGGGAUGAAAAUCCAUCCAAAAACAAAAAUAAAUUUCACAGGCUUAAAGGGACACUUUAAGCACCAAAAUCAUUUCAACUUGAAGUGCUUUUGUUGCAGAGAUCCUGACUCCUUUUUAGGACAAUGUAGGACAUUUGGCUGAUAACCUAGCUCGCGGGCUAGCAGCAUGUAGAGACAAUGCUUUCUUCAAGACCUCCAAUUUUCGAAGGUUCCCACAAGGAGCAUCUACAUUUUAAAUUCAAAGUGACAUCUUUUUGCCAAUCUACUAGAUGUACACAGACUAGUCAUGCCAAAACCUUUAAAAGUAUUAGAAGACAUAGAAUGAAUUAAUUGAGGACAGUGUUCAUUAAACAGAGGUCCCAAGUUUGAACCAUCUCCGAAACUGGAACGCUGGGAAAUAUAUUUCAAAGCUGUAUUAUUAAUGUUGCAUGAAGAUUACAUUUGAAAAAUCUGCCCCGGCAACAUCAGCGUGUCCAUUUACUUUAAUGAACACAGGAAUUACAGAUAAUUUAUUUAAAAGUGAUUUUCACCCAGCACCACUCCAUGAAUGAUAUUUUCUGAACUUAGUUUAAGAGCUCACUCACUGGGUUUUAGCGCCACCUAGCACUUUCGAUGUAAUAGUGCAAUUCGCAGAGUCUAGGCAAAAUAGCCCUCGAUUUUAUAGUUCUUGAUAUACUUUUCAAAUGAUUUAAUAUUUCUGGAUACAUUUUUUAAAAUGAUUGUUUCAAAAUAUUUAACAUUCAAAAAAUAUAUCAUAUAUGAAAAUUAUAUCAAUAUAUCGAAAAAAUAAAAAAUAUUAAAUCAUUUGUAAAUCGUAUCUGAAAAAAAUCAAUUUGAGGCCAUAAAAUCACAGGGCUCCUCAAUAGGUACAAUCCUCCUUAAUAUUUAGGACCUACACCCACCGCCAAUGGGUGGAGGCUAAGGGUUCCACCCCCCUUAUUAUUUAGGACUCUCUCCCACUGCCAAUGGGUGGAGGCUGCAGGAGGCAAUAAGUCCAUCCCCCUUGUUAUUUAGGCUCCCUCAUAGCUGCUUCCCUGCAGUGUUUUUAUUGGACAGCUUGGACCAGUGGUACUUUUCUAUUGGCCUACCGUCCUUCAAAAAGCACAGUGAGGCAAUGACGAGCUCAGCCUCCACUCUGUGCAACCUGAUCCAUUUUCUGAGAGCCCGCUAUUCUGACUGCAUAAGCUGGGUGCAGCGUGUGCCUCUUACUAUCUAAACAGGCUCCAUCUUUGUCUAUUACGAGGAGGCUGAGCUUGUCGGUGGAUUCGGUGCUACGAUAUAGGGAUGAUUAUUUUUCCUUUAUUGACAGGUGAGGUUCUGCCUCUCCUGAAUGCACAUCAUUGGUGUAGAGUGGAAUUGUCCACUGAGUCAAAAGAUUGUGGAGAGAAAAUGCAAUUGUGAAGUAACAGAAUUGUAUCCACAAUUGUGCCGAUAUAUUGUAUUUAUUACACUCAGUAUACUGUUCUUUGUGGUGUGUAAGGGGGUGCAUGUUGGCAAAGCAUGUGCACUGUGACAGGAGUGACUGUGUGCAUUGUGUGUGUUGACGCUGUCAUUAUGAUGUGGUUGUGUGUGCCUUUGUGGGGUGGUUCUCCCUGUGUGUGUCAUGGCAAUUUGUUAUGUGUAUGGUAUGUGUAUAGGCAGGUUAUGCGUGUGUGGGAAGGCUGGUGUGUUGUGUGUGGGCUGAAGAAGAUUCUGAAAUUUCUUGGGCUCUGCAGCAAAUGCUAGCAUGCUGAAUGUGUCAUUUUAUGUUGUGUUGUUAUUCCUAAAGGGACACUCCAUGCUGCUUGCAUAGGUUCUGAGUGGGUUCAUGUCUCAGAUUCAGAGACAGAUUCCAUGCGUCCCCAUUUUCUAAUUCUUACAUUUAUGAAAAUUAUGAUAGUAGCCAGUUUUGAUCUGAACACAGCUGCUAUUUCUAACCGUUUAGUCCUCAGUUUCAUAAAUUUCUUUGCAUAAAUUAAACUGUAUUCAGAACUGAAUGAAAUAUUCCUUAAACCUCUUUGUGACAGCUAGGCUUAUGUAGGUCUGGUGCUACUAGGUGAACUAGACCGCCCCCUAGGGCGCACCGGCUGGGGGGGUUCAGUCUUCAGUCUCUGCAUGUAGCAUGGCAGAGGAUCUUCUAUACCGUCUACGUGGUGCUCCCAGUGAGCAUUUCCUAUCAGACCGAGCAGAGGAUACAGAAGAUCCUCCACCGCAGUUCACUUGCCCAAGCUAUAUGGAGAUAGGUUACCACUGCAGAAGGGGAAAGACACCACAAAGGGGAGGGGACAAAAAGAAACACAGAGAGUUGGGUGGUCAAAUAGACAGAUAGGGGCUGGGGGGACAAAUACAUACACAAAGGGCUGAGGGAGACAAAGAGGCAAUCAGAUGGCUGGGGGAUACAAAGGGACAUGGAGAGGGCUUGGGGAUACAAAGGGACAUACAGAUGGUUCAGGAGGGACAAAUAGACACUCAGAGGGAUGGGGAUACAAAGGGACACGCAGUGGGCUGAGAGGGUAAAGACACGCAGAGAUGCUGGGGGGAACAAAGAGACACUCAGAGGGCUAGGGGGGGACAAAGACACUCAGAGGGAUGGGGAUGCAAAAGGCACUCAGAGGGAUGGGGCAUAGAAAGGGACACACAUAGGGCUCAGGGGGGACAAAGAGACAUAGAGAGGGGCUAGGGGGACCAGGGGGGGCUAGGGGGACAAAGAGGCAUAUGUAAGGGUAGAAGGUCACACGAGGCCUUCAGAUGGGCUGGGGGAAGGACAAAGAGACAUACAGAGGGGCUGGUGGGACAAAGAGGCACACAGAGGGGCUGGUGGGACAAAGAGACACACAGAGGGGCUGGUGGGACAAAGAGACACACAGAGGGGCUGGGGGGACAGAUGGCUGGGGGGGACAAAGAGACACAUAGAGGGUCUGUGGGGACAAAAAGAUACACAAAGUUGGCAACGUGUUAGGUAUUUUUUGGGGGGUGGGCGGGGGAAAUAGGUCUUGCCUAGGGCACACAAUAGUCUAGCACCAGGCCUAGGUUUAAUGGAUAUUAUAAGCCCUCCAAUUGAAGAUCAUGGAGGUGCCAGGAUUUGCUGAAAGCUUUGGCCUACUUUAUGGAUGCAGCUGAAUUUGUCAACUGCAGAUAAUGUGAAUUUGCAACAAAAACAGCAGAACAGAACCCCAAAAUUUAGAUUGUCCCAAUAAUAAAUUGGGACAAAUGGGAGGCCUACUAAAAAGACUAUUCCAAGAUACUUCCAGGACAUCAUGUUAAAAAAAACAAAAAAAAACAAUGGUACAGAUUUGCUAAAUGUUGUUGAACUGCCCCAGUUUUCACAGUCGUGUCCUGGAAACCUCUAAUCAAUGUCCCAGUUUUAAUUUUGUGUUUCUCCCACUGGAUUGGUAUUUCCCAGUUAUGACACAGAUAACAAUCAAAGAGCAAGAACACGCAUAAUUGUCGAAGCAUCCAGAACACCACCAGCCAAUUGAAACUCUUCGUUCUUGCAUAUUUUUUAUGCAUACUAAUGUUUUCAUCCAAGAUUCUCAGAUGUUUUAGCAGACAAAAAUAAAAAGUGAUGUGGUCUCUGCAUUUCUAUAGAAAAAAGAAAAGAAGCGGAGGAUACACAAUAUAUAUGAACAAUGGAAUACUAGGAGAGGCAUAACUUUUAAUUAUUAAUCCCUAAAAAGUCUCAUAAGACGAAAAGCCCCACUGCAACACACAAAUAUUAGUACUAUGAACACAAAAACAAAACAUACAAUUAAAACUGACAGAGGCUGGUCCACACUACUGAAAAAAUAUAUUGUAAAUGACCCUAGAAAGGAUUUAGUGAAAAUCACUAAAUCAUAUGUCAAUUAAACUGUUUAAUAUCAGAAUAUCAACUGACAAAAAUGAUAGUAGGUACUUGCUAGGUGGUCAGCAGUAAUAGAACUGACUCUAUUGAUAACUAUAUAUCUCAAUGGUUAUAGGAAUGUAAACAAAAAGUAGCGAAAAACACUAUCAGCUUCUGUAAUUAGAAGAAUGAAGAUAGCCGUUAGAGCAAAAGUAUAACGCUGAAGGUAAGAAUUCCUAUAAUUUACCAUGGAUAUAACAGGGUGGGGUGAGGGGAGAAAGGGAAAGGGAUUAGCAAAGUGACUGUCCCUUAAGGCACAGUAGGGACAGUCAAUUUGCUAAUCCCUUUCCCUUUCUCCCCUCACCCCACCCUGUUAUAGCCUUGGUAAAUUAUAGGAAUUCUUACCUUCAGCGUUAUAAGCACACAGCACCCACACACACAGCACCCACACAGCACACACACACACACACACACACACAGCACACACACAUACAGCACACACACACACAGCACCCACACACACACACAGCACCCACACAUACACACAGCACCCACGCACAUACAGCACCCACGCACAUACAGCACCCACGCACAUACAGCACAGACAUACAGCACCCUCAAGACAUACAGCACCCCGCACAUACAGCACCUCGCACACAGCACCCUGACACACAGCACCUCAAGACAUAGCACCCUCGCAUUACAGCACCCUCGCACACACAGCACCCUCGCACAUACAGCACCCUCGCCACAUACAGCACCCUCGCGCACAUAGCACCCUCGCACAUACAGCACCCUCGCACAUACAGCACCCUCGCACAUACAGCACCCUCAAACACACAGCACCCUCAAACACACAGCACCCUCUCACACACAGCACAGAAACAGCACCCUCACAAACACACACACACACAUCACACUAACAGCACCCUCACACACAGCACCCUUACACACACAACACCCUCAAACUACCCUUAUGCAGCACACACACACACACACCAGUGUAUGUAUGUGUGUGUAUAUAUAUAUAUACACACACACAUACACGCGGCGUGUGUUUGUGCUUUAGAGUGCACACCCUAAUGCAAUAGGCUGCGCACGCCUAUGCUCCCUAAGGUUGGAGUAUGACUUUGGACAGGGAUCAGUUUGUGAUGCAGCAAACAGCGGAUCCACCUGACAAAUGAUCGGAGAUGCUCUGACUCAGUCAUUUAACCAUCACUAUUUGGCCCUUGUCAAAGUCACUCAGAUCUUUUCGUUUACCCUUUUUUCUGGUUUUCAACACAUGAAAUGCAAGAAACCCAAGAACUGUUUACUUGAUGCCUUCUAUAUCCCACCCCUUGACACUUGCCAUUGUAACAAUAUAAUUAAUGUUAUUUACGUCACUUGUCAGUGAUUUUAAUGUUGUGGCAGAUCAGUGUGUGUAUAUGUCUGCUAUGAAACAAAUGUGAAAUGGGUUGGAUGCAGUAUGAUGGGUGACAUGAGAGCUUUGAGGUCAUGUAUACAGUGGAUUCUGCUUGCUGUGACAUUGAUAGUGUUUGCAAUGAGGGGGUCACUUUAAGCACCAUAACAACGCUGAAUUUUUACAAGGGUUAUCGUGUCUCAGAGAGUACCCUGACCCAGUCUCCUGGCUGACAGUGGAUUAUAGCUGCAGCAAUUUGUACAGCCUGUUCCCAUUCCAGUGGAUCAAUAUUUACAUCUUUGUAUGUGUCUGAUCCAUCUGAUGGGUUGCAUGCUGUAUGAGAUAAGUGGGAUGGUAACCACAGAUGGUUCAUUGUAAAACCUUGUCAUAUUUGAUAAUGCCCAUAACAGUACUGCAACUGGGUAAUAAACUACAUAUCCCAUAAUACUAAAAUGCAUUUACGGGAUAAGAAGAAAGCUCCCACAGACCACAAAGAGAGGCUCAUGAUAUAAUCUGUUACUAGUCUGGGUGAAGUAUGUCUACUACUGAAUCUUGCCUGUGUAAAUCCACUUAAUGAACAUUUCAAGGUAAGUUAAUUUUAUUUAUUUUUUUGCAUAUUUUUUUAAUGCACUAACUAUAUAAUACAUUAACAAAAUUGAGGAAUGGAAAAUUCAUGCCAAUUGUGUCUCUUUAAUGUAAGUAGUAAUACAAUGAGUGAGGAGGUAUCAUAUUAUUCUAUGGAAUUUUAUCAUAAAAAAAAAAAAAAAAAUUAGGUCACUGUGGUUUCUAUGCUAUUUAUGGGUACAUCAUCACAUAAAAAAUCCAUUAUUCCAACAUGGGCAACCAAGAGGGCCGCACUAGUGACAUACUUGUGUCAAUGGUGAUAUCCAAAGUAGAUGUCCCUGCAUGGAAAAGGGGCUGGCAUUCUUAAAGCAUUCAGGAUGCCAUAGAACCAAACUGGGACAGCGAGACAGGACCCUGAAACCGUCCUGCCAGAUGCAGGACUUUUGGGAGGUAUGUAAAUAAGCCUCAGGGACAACAUGUAGUAUAGGAUUGAGAGAUUAACUAGUUGUACUUCUUGUAGGCACAUAGUUAAAACAUAUUUGUCAGGUAAUGCUUGAGGACUGAUUAGAGAAUUUAUUAAAGGGACACUAUAGUCACCAAAACAACUUUAGCUUAAUGAGCAGUUUUUGUGUAAGGAUCAUGCGUCUGCAGCGUCACUGCUCAAUUCACUGCCAUUUGCGUCUGUUUAUGCAGCCCUAGUCACACCUUCUCUAGCUGUGACUGACACAGUCUGCGUGAAAACAAAAUGAUUUCAUCAAUCAGAUGUAAAUAACUUUGAAAGUUUUUAUCUACAGCUCUGUAAAUUUAACUUUACUUAGAUACAGGAGGCUCAUGUAUGGUCUAGCAAGCUAUUAACAGAGCAUGAGAUAAGAAAUUAUAAAUUAAACAGAAUUUGCAAAAAUAAAGGAAGUGUAAACAUUAGAUGACUCUUUACAGGAAGUGUUUAGGAAAGCGGUGUAAGUCACAUGCACAGAGGUGUGGCUAAAGCUGCAUAAACAGUGAUUUUACUCCUAAAUGGCAGAGAAUUGAGCAGUUAGACUGCAGGGACAUGAUCUAUACACCAAAGCUGCUUCAUUAAGCUAAAGUUGUUUUGGUGACUAUAGUGUCUCUUUAAAUACAUAUUUUUUCUUCUUCAACAAGUCUAUAAAUGAACUCUACAAAAUAACCAAGGACUUGUAAGGGAGGACUCAUGGGGCUAUUGACUGACAUGUCAAUUGUCAGGAAUUAAAUGUAAAUUUUAAAUUUAGGUCAAAAUAGCCAAAAUGGAAAAUAUUCUUCAAUGCAGCUAUAUUUUCAGUUAGAUUAUUUUGUUCUAAAAUUACAAAUUCACAAUAAAUUCUCACCAGUUCUGUAGCUCUUUACUAUAUGCCAAUGAUCCACCAGAUUUUUUUUUAAAUGUUACAUUUAGCAAAUAGAAUGUCAAUAGUUUGAGCUUUAAUGAAUCAGACCGUGUCUCCUCAGCUCUGUCCCUGGACUGCAUUGAAUGCAACAGCACAACUUCAAAUAACUGCAUGGGAUCCAAGAAAACCUGCCAACCAGACCAGGACCAAUGCAUCGCCACCUACACAGAGAGCAACAUACGUGAGUCUAUUCUCUAUUCUAUUCUACUAUGUACACGUUACUUUAUUAAUUAAGGGCAAGAGUUUGAACCUUGUAAGCGACUGAUUGGUCUUAAAUACCUUCCAAUCUUUGCUGGGUCCAAAGGGCUUCCACACUUUCAGCCAUUAACUGGUAUUGCCUUAUAUGGGAAGAUACCGUGCCUGCAGCUCUAGCCACUAAUCUAUCUCACCGGCCUAUCCCUAAAAAAAUCUCCUCCCCUACCUCUAUGUACUAUUAGGAUGGGAAUGGUCACUUAAACGGUUAUGGUGCCAGUAUUCUGUCCCUGCAGCCUUUCAUUUCAAAGUUUAUUACUUUUUUCAAUGAGCUUUCAUUUGGAGCAUGUAGCCCCACCCCCUGGCUGUCGAUCAGACAGCCAUGCAGUUUUUCUUCCUCGUUAGGAAGAUCAGUUUUGUCCAACUUGACAUGCACAAUUUGGACUGAACACGUGGUGUACGGCUCUGCUAAUUAGCACAGCUUGCCCUAUGUUAUGGGAGCUAUUUGAUGAUUUGAGCAGCCCUUGUAGAGUACCUAUAAACCUGUGUUGGGCAAGAGUUUAUGAAAUACAAGUAUUUUGCUGGAUAAAAGAAUUAAUAAUUCUGUCACAAUAAAUCAGCCUUUAAAAAUCUUUAAUGAAAAUGGAAUGUGCCACUCAGGCUACUAAGAACUACAAAUGCAAAAUAGACAAGACAUUUCUUACUAGCAUAAGGGAUAUAUGAACUAGUCGGUGAUAGUUUAGGGGUUAUGAAUGUGAUCCUUUAAGGGAUUAAGGAAGGGAUUUGCCUGUAGCUGAAGACAGACCCACUACAAUGCAUCUAAGGAAUGUGUAUUGUAUGUAUGUUUUAUUUAUUUAUUUUGACUGGAUUAUCUAUAUAAACCAUUCUACGUGCAAAUAGGGACUAAUUUUCUUCCUACGGUUUCCCUUUAACCGAGGUUAAUCCUACCCUUCAUCUCGAUGAGAAAAAGUUCUAUAAAUACCAUUAAAAAACUCUUAAAACUGAACUUCUAGAGAAGUGACAGUUCUUUGUUAACUCUCCACGGUGAGUGUUUUAUUCAUUACCUGGAUAAAGAAUGUUGAAGAAUUAAUAAAAACAAGCCUACUUCACGUCAGCUGUACUUCCACUAUGUGUGUGAGGUUGUUAUCCCAUAAUGCCUUAGGUGCACUCAGAACGCUUAGGCAUCUAUGGAGAAAUUCUGUGUGACCACAUAUCAGCUUGUCAUAGUCUUCAGCAGCCACAUGCGUGAGCAUAUGUCGUUUUGGGUGUAGAUUAUUAAAAUAGUACAACAACUAGUGAGAUCUUUUCAAUUACUAACUUUUAGUUGGCUAUUUGCUUAUGUAAAAAUGACACCAUUGCCAGUGAAUCAUUAAGGCCUAUAAGGGACACUCCACUGCCCAAGUUAAAAAAAAACAAAAAACAAUAUAUAUAUACAAAAAUAAACAAAUCACUGUUUAGUAGAUAUACCCCUAUUGAAAACAUGCAUGCAUUUAUUUAUGCAUUUUUUUUCAUUGUGUGCAUAGCUGAAAGCAGUUUGCAGAAGCUGCAGAUCUCUUGUCUGCAGCCUUUGCAAGCCAGGACUGGUUGUCUGACAGCUCGCGGUGUAGCAAGGUUAAGUUAUAAAAGUGCCAAUUUAUUUUGAAACCUGCAUUUUUUUUGUAAAAUAAAUGGACACAUGCUUCACAUAUAAAGCAAUUCAGCAAGCUAAAAUGCUUUAGGGGUCUGGAGUGUUCCUUUAAACUAUUUUCAAGAUUUUAAGAUUUAAAUGUGGGAUUAUAUGGUGUUUUAGUUUCAUAAGAAAACGUAGUCCAACUGACGACACUCGAGAACCUCUCAAUAAUAAAAAGAGUUUAAGUUGUUUCCAAUACGACAGAUAUUCUUGGUUUCUAUCUAUAACAAGUCUUUUUGACAUAGGUGGAUAAAUAGUGUUAGGCGUCUUGCCCAAGGACCCUUACUGGCGAGGAAGUCUAAUCAAGAUUAAAACAUUAAUAUUUGUCUGGACAUGGACUUCUAAUUCUUUUUUUUCCUUCACAGAAAAUGAAAAAUUUAAGUUAUUUUCCAAGGAGUGUGGUUUCCUCAAAGACUGUGAUAAGACGUCCCGUAUGACUUUCAAUCAGACCUUUUAUUUUAAGUCCAGCAAGUGCUGCAAUACAAAUGAAUGCAAACAAGACCCCAUAACUUGUGAGUAUUGUUCCAUGAAAACCGUACAUCGCUAUAUUGCACAUACAGUAUAUUUCUUCCCAUGUUAAAGUGAUUCUAUAGUGCCAGGAAAAAAAAGCCGUUUUCCUGGCACUAUAGGUUUCUAAGGUGCCCCCUCCCUCACACAUCCCCGCCUCCCGCAGAGCUAAAAGAAUUAAAACUCCUUUAGUCACUUACCUAAAUCCAUGUCCCUCGGCGCUGGGUCAGGCUCCGCCCAAUGGCAGCGCUCGCAUUAAGAUUUCCCCAUAGGAAAGCAUCAAUCAAUGCUUUCCUAUGAGGAAAAAUCUGACGCUGGAGGUCCUCAUGCAGAGCGUGAGAAUGUCCAGCGUCAGAUACUGGACCAAAGAUCUGUAUGGAUACAGGAAGCGCCCCUAGUGGCUGUCUGAUGGACAGCCAUUGUGGGCAGGCUUAGAGCUGCAAUGUAAACAUGGCUGUUUAUCUGCACUAAGUACAAAAGUACAAAGUACAAAAAGGACACUGCACCCAGACUACUUCAAUGAGCUGAAGUGGUCUGGGUGCCUAUAGUGUCCCUUUAAUACAAUUUGGCAAACUUGAGAACUUUGUAAGCUAUGUAGCUGGAGUCCCCAGCUCCCUCCCUACUUCUUUUUGACUAGAAACCUUUACAGGUGUAUUCACUAAUGUCCGAAAUUCACUUUGAAUUAGUGAAUAACCUGGAAAUGUUAAAAAAGGUUAUUUUUCUAAUAUAUUUUCUAUAUUCUUUUAUUUUUAUUUACAAGCUUUGCUGUAUGUAAAUGAGUAAACACAUUAAUGGCACUCCUGGGGAUAAUGCAGAGUUCACUUGCCACGCAUGCAGCAAUUCUCCAUUAGUUGCCCAAGACAUAAUGGUCUGAUGAAGUUGCUGAAUGCAACUAUGGAGGUAAGGUUUGAACUUACCUCCACUGCGAUAUUCAGCCCUUCCUCCCCGACCCCCAAAACCUCUGCAACAGUGUUAGCAAGGAACCAGCCACUCUUGCUUUUCUGGAAGUGAAUUCCUCUUUAAGACGAACAAAGCAUGAUGGUGGUAAAACUACAAAAGCUGGGGGUCUUCCUUUUGGACAACCCGUGACCAGACAGACCAGCUGAAUCUCUGUGCCUCCAGCGGCGAUGUUCCUGUGUAUAGUUUAGGACACUUGCCCUGCUAUGUUCCUAAUUUUUAAGAAUCUUGCUGUUUUAAUUCUCUUACUAGUUCCAGACAAGAGAGAAAAACUAUCACUGACCUGUUCCUACUGUAAUGAAAAAGCUGACAAAUGCAAGAGCAGUGAGCAGCUGCAGUGUAUGGGAGACGAGACCAAAUGUCUAACCUACGUCUACACCAAGAUGGAAAGUGAGUGUUGCAACAUGGGAUAAUUUUUUUUAAUUAAAAAAAUAUAUAUAUUAUUACAACAACAUCAAGACCCCAGAAAGGUACCUGAAACCCGGAGAAAGCUAAAUGCACAUUUCCUGAUUAACUACUUAAAUGUUAUUAUGAGUAUCUUUAAAAGAGGUGGAUAGCAAAGGUCCUCUUCGAGUAAUUAUCAAAGAGACGCUUUAGGCACUGUAACCGCUUCAUCUCAUUGAAAUGUUUGUAGAGUUUGGAGUCCCUUGGUUCAUUCUAACGUUAAAAGAGGGGCAUCACAACCCACUGUGAGGAAUCAUUAGCCUGAUCAGCAAUGGGUGGCAACGAUUGGCUGAGUGUCAGCUGGCCGUUUUUAGUGACUCACAGUUGCCCAUUGCUGGUGUAAAUUGGUAUGGCCAACUAAGAGUCUAAUCUGUGCCAUUGUCAAACUCCCGACAAGUUUAAUUUAGUAAAUAACCUUAUCAACGAUGCUUUAGUCUAUGCCCCGUGAUGGAGCACCUGUACCUUGCCAUGAUUAUUUUUUUUAAUCUAUUCAGCAGUUUACUCUAAUAAACAAAAAAUAUAAAUAAUUUCCAGCUAAUUGGGCACAUGCUGGACACAAAGUAUCAUAAGAGAAUGAGUCCAUAUUUCCUACACAGUGUCAAGCUUGAGGCUUCUCUGCAGUUCACAGUCUCUGAUUGGCUGAUGACAUUACACGAUCUCCGCAGCCUUGCUUUUUUUUUCUUUUCUUUUUUUAUCAGUCACUGUCAUCGACAGUUUGACAAAUGUGAUGUUAUUCCAAAAUGGCCACCUCCGCACUUAACACAGACAGGUAUUAAAGUGCUAAUUUUGGCUAAACUGGCUAAAUCUUGGUUAGAUGAAAAUAAUAUGAAUCUAUUAGCAUUCUUGUUUAAAACUAAUUUGGGAAAAUAUGUGUUAAGAUGACAUUGUCCCUUUAAAAUGUAAUUUAUAAUUUAUUGUGACAAAAACACCAGCAGAUUUAAAACCUAUAUUUUGACACAAAUGUUUGCUUCUUACUACUUUCUCUCACAUCAAUUUCAGAUAACAAGAAUGUCACCCACUCAAUGGCUGGUUGUGCAAAUGAGAAUAUGUGUGCUUUAAAGAAGGCAGUCUCUCACCACGGAGAUCAAGGAGCUAUAACCAUAAAGUUUGAAUGCAACCGUGCCUCCUCGAUUCUUUCCAAUCUUCUCCUCCCAGCAGUGUCUGGCCUCCUGUUCCUCAAACUCUUGUCUUAAGAGCUUACCAUGGAGGCUGUGUGGAUUGAAGCAAUCCUUCCAAGGCUUGGGGAUGGGGGAAUUUUGGAGAGCAUUGCAAAGCAAGGUGUACCCAUAUACAGUAUACGAGCAAGGCAAUGCAUGUUUAUACACUGAAUAUUUGCAGACCCACUUAGAUCUAUAUAACUGUGCAAACCCAUUUACAUUCUCGUUAUGUAUGUGCCGAACAAUGUAUACCUAUCUACACAAGACAAGCAGAAAAAAAAAUAUGUAUAUCUCAUAUACAACACAGGAAAAUCAUAUAAAAUAUACAGAAUAUGUUCCACGCAAUGCAUGGCUAAUAGUGGUACAAUGUUAACGUUAUGCUUACAACAUGUCAAGAACUGUCAAGGCUUUCAUCAAAAAAGCAGCAUUGCUUUUAAGCUCUGGCAGGAAAAGGUCAAAGGUUAUACAAAAACAACCUUACCUAGAAUUAUCCUGAUCAGCAACUUGUACGUCAGACAUUUGCCCCUUUUCUCUUAACGAUAUAAAGACCCACCGAGUGCGGACAUUAACCGGGUCUAAAAAAAAAAUCUGCAGCAUUAGCGCCAAAGUCUGUAUUUACUUCAUUCUCUAUCAUCGAAUCAGGCAUGGAUGAGAUUUAUUAAAAUGAGAUGAAAUCUACGUUAUGUUGGAUUUGGCAGAAGGCUUUACCUUAGUGCUUAGUUCAAUUUUGGAAAAUGAUCCUAUACUCUAUAUACAUGUAAUCUUUCCAUUGUUCCUAUGAACGUGCGUGUGAGUGAGUGUGUGCGCGGUGGGUGUGGUUUCACCCGCUGUUGGGAAGCAAAACUUUAAAUUAAUAAAUUAAAGAAAAAUUUUUAAAGAAAAAAAAA